AUGGCUUUUGGGGAGGUCGUAUGCGGCUCUCCGGGGAGCGGGAAAUCAACAUAUUGUUACGGCAAGCACCAGCUCUUCACCGCUCUCAACAGACCCAUCGCAAUCGUGAACCUCGAUCCUGCGAACGAGAAUGUGAUAUAUCCAUGUGCAGUAGACAUAUCCUCGCUCAUAAAGCUUGAGGAAGUCAUGCAAGAGUACGGACUCGGUCCAAACGGCGGCAUGCUCUACUGCAUGGAAUACCUCGAGACCAACUACGAUUGGCUGGAAGACCGCCUCAAGGAGCUGGACAAGGACGACUACGUGCUCUUCGAUCUUCCGGGUCAAGUAGAGCUCAGCACGAACCAUCCGAGUGUCAAGAACAUUAUUCGCCGGCUGACCAAGAGCGGCUUCCGGCUAGCUGCCGUACAUCUCUGCGAUGCCCACUAUGUCACCGACGCCGCCAAGUACAUAUCUGUUCUCAUGCUCUCCCUGCGCGCCAUGCUGCACCUCGAGCUCCCCCACGUCAACGUCCUGUCCAAGAUCGACCUCAUUCGGCAGUAUGGCGAUCUUGACUUCAAUCUUGACUACUACACGGAGGUGCAAGAUCUUUCUCAUUUGGAAAAUCUGCUUUCGCAACAGACUCCGCGCUAUGCUGCGCUCAACAUGGCGAUAUGUUCGCUCAUCGAAGACUUUUCCCUCGUGGGGUUCGAGACCCUCGCGGUUGAGGACAAGGAAUCUAUGCUGCACCUCACCCGAGUCAUCGACAAAGCCACCGGCUGCGUCUUCGUGCCUCCGGCCGCAGCAAGCCAACCCGCGGACACCAUCGACACCUCCUCCCUGCCUGCGUCGCAGCGCCCCAACACUUACUCGCUCAUGACGUCCGCGGCGGGUCCGAUCCGCGGCCCGCGCUCGGACGCACGGGACGUGCAGGAACGUUGGGUCGACGCGCGCGAUGAGUGGGAUGCGUGGGAGCGCGCGCAGUGGCGGCGGGAGGGCGAGCAGGUGCAGGAGGAGGCUGCGCGUGCGCAGAAGCAGGGAAAGAUCAGGGAGAGGACCGCGCCCGGCGGGGAGAAGUCGCAGUGA
Molecule: messenger RNA, 1062 nt
Organism: Epithele typhae
Lineage: Eukaryota; Fungi; Basidiomycota; Agaricomycetes; Polyporales; Epitheliaceae
Product: cytoplasmic protein
Exons: 4
Coding region: 1-1062 (353 amino acids)
Cellular component (GO): cytoplasm
Molecular function (GO): GTPase activity
Source: RefSeq, a predicted model, not a curated record